This is a messenger RNA of Orbicella faveolata, 12987 nucleotides long. RefSeq lists its product as uncharacterized. Gene Ontology annotation, molecular function: calcium ion binding; protein binding. Lineage: Eukaryota; Metazoa; Cnidaria; Anthozoa; Scleractinia; Merulinidae. The record is from RefSeq and is a predicted model, not a curated record.
UCUGUACUCUUAUUGAUGAUAAAAAUGAGCCAAUCAACACGUGGGAAAUUAGACAGUUAUUGUAAAAAGCAAUAUCGCAACCCUCGACUGGCCGGGGUACGUGUAAUUCUCUAGGCCAGGAGACGUGUAGCUUCAUGUAGCUUCGAAGAAGCUUACAUCGAGUUCCCCUCUCGCUGGGACUUAAAUGCUAAAAUUGUGGAAAGCGAGAUUGAGAGAGAACUGUCAAAUACUUAUCAAACUAAUGCCAAAUGAAUGUCAAAUAAUCUAUACCAAAUAACAAAUGUCAAUUACCACAUGCUGAACAACUGCAAAAGAACAAGAACAGCUCUGCACUGCAUAUGUAUAUUCUUACUAUGAAUGAAAACAAUAUAAAGGUUAGUGAGAAAGUUAAAAGUGAAAUGAGCAGACUAAGAACACAAGCAAGCCUUGUGCCUUUAGCAGUGUUACAGACUGACAAUUCACUCCAAACAAAAACAAUCUUGUUUCAGAGUGUUAGGUCUCUCCUCCCCCACAUAGGUGAUGUGCAAAGUGAUUACAACAUUCCAAAAAUGGGUGCUUGAUGAGCACAUGAAUCCACAGUGGUAGGUAAGUGGAUUAGGAAUCUCUGCAGGACUUGAGUUUAAUUCAAUGUCUCCAGAUAACAAAAGCUUCUUUUCUGACAAGAGGUAGUUCUUAUUAUCAAACUGAACUCGGACAAAAAUUCUGGAUAACAUUUAUAAUUCCUACCAGAAGAGAGACUGCAAACAGUCGUAUUUUUUGCGAAUGUGGGUGACGGUCAAUAUUCGAACGAAAGGUCUGAAGCGAAUGUAAAAACAGCGAGGGAGACUGGGGAGAGACGCUAAAAAAUAAACAGUCGUAUUUUUUGCGUAUGCGGGCGACGGUCAAUAUUCGAAUGAAAGGUCUGAAGUGAAUAUAAAAAUAGUGAGGGAGAAUGGGGAGAGACGCUAAAAAAUACCACUGUCCGGCAUGCAUAUGUUAAAUUCGUUCAAAAUCACCUGUUCUUCCAGCAACGGGAAAUUCCCAUUGGUUUAAUUCUGACGCAACCUGUCAUCAAAUGACACUCACACCUCAUCAAAAAGAUAUAGAUGCCGUAUCAGUUUCACUGUAAAGAGAGUAAUUCUCGCGGGAAAAUGGAAGACGUUGACUCCACACUUGCGAGCGAUUUAGCAGUGGUCCACUCGUAAAAAUUAUCAUUUUACUCUAAGUAUGAACGGCUAGCUCACUAAAUACAUUGGCAAUAUUCCUUGAAAUUUAUAACUGAAGAUGGACAGGUCGGGCUUCUCAACGGCCACUGGCAUGCAUGAAUGACCCCGAGAGCAAGCAAAUAUACACGCAAACAAAUGAUUUCUGCACGUAUUUGUCUUGGGGCUACAGACUGAACGAGACUUAACGUCUUAUAAACCUGAUGAUUUUGUAAGGUAAUAAGUUAUAAGUUUUAUAGGAUUAAGUAUUGUUCAGUCACGUGCAGAAAUAAUUUGUUUGCGUGUAGAUUUGCUUGCUCUCAGGGUCAUUCAUGCAUGCGAAUGGCCGUUGAAAACCCCGACAAACCUCUUCAUUCAUAGAUUUCAAGGAAUAUUUAAUGGCAAUGUAUUAAGUGAGCUAGCCAUUCAUACCAUAAGUUGUGGGUGGAGCUGUCAAGCAAUUUCUGUCACCUCAGUGACAUUAUACGACCCCCGCUUGGAGCGAAUUCGUUGUAUGAAAAGCCGACAGUCAUUUUCUCGCCUCACACACCCUAUGGGCGUGGGAGGCUCACGCACUUCACACACGAGGAUUGCACUUAUGGCACUUCGCACCUUCCGAAAACGUCCAAAAACAACUGUUUUGUGGUCUAACCAGAAGACCAACACUUUUCUUGUUUAAAUUUUGUUUUAAAAAAAUUGAGCUAAAAAAGACCCUUCUUCAUGAGCAAGCUUGUCAAUCCAUAGUUCAUCCCUUGAAAUAUCUCGAAAGGGCUGAAUAAUCCCUUGAAAGGGUUGAAUAAUCCCUCGAAAGGGAUUUGAGUUUCCUUGAGAGGAAUGAAUUACCGCGAACAGUGAAUUCCUGAUUUCUGUUCCAUUUGAGUCGCCCAGUGAUGUAACCGGCCUGAUUGCAGAUUCUGUUCUACAUUGAGCAAUAUUGCUUUAAAAUUUGAGUGCAUGGCAUUAAUGUCCUCGGCAUCACAAGCAACAUUAGGGACCUUUAUACGAUGCAAGGACGGGAAGGCCAAGACGGGAACGCCAGCGGACGCGGGAAACUUUCGCGUGCCAUGUAGCCAAAGACGGUGACGUCAAUAACUCUAGCUCCAUAAAAGCUUUUCAUAAAACCAAUGACAUCCCUUUGAGAUAAUGUAGAAAUAUUAUCCAGUUAAGCUUUAACAAUGGUGAACAGAUGACACGAAACUUACUCUUGUUUAGAUAAUUAUGUAAAGCAAACCUUCCUGAUCUGUCGGUAUUUGACUUUUAAAGAAUCCAGAAUUUCCAUGUGAAGAAUUUAUGUGAACGAUCUUUGUAUCAACCUGGUUCAGAUAGCUUUUUGUUAGCAGAGCGUUUUAGAAUCGAUCCUGCCUGUACAUGUAGCUGAAACAAAUAUUUAUAACAAACAUUACGUUGAGUUCCGAGUUGUAUGAAAACAUGAAAUAAACAUCAAUUUGCAAAUGUGCGUUUUAUUUGCUCGAUAGCUGCUUUGAAGGCACGUAACAAUCGUAUUUCCAAUCAAAACCUUUUGGAAACCACCCAAAAUCAUGCAAGAUCAUUCGAGAACAAUGUUUUGGCAUAUUCGCUGAUAGCUGUACCUGGUUAUAUCAGAAAAAAUAGAAAACUUUGUCUACUCACCAAUUCGCGUCACUUCAAAGAGCGUGGGAAAACGAGUCUACAAUGUUUUAUGUACGGUUAGCGGUUAGAGAUCGUAGUCAUUGAUAACGCUCCGUAAUGCUGUGCUUCUUCUAGUAAAUUCGCAUUUUUUUCUCCAUUUUGACAAGCAACUCGCUCUUACGAACAUUGACAGGUUUGACCAACCAAAAGUCUACCGAAAAAUCAAUCGUGACUAAUCUUCACAUGUUUUGUUCCUCUCAAUCGUACAGUGGGUCAUUCGGAAAUAAAUCGGGAAGCAAUCCUCGCACAUCCGAAGUUUGAUUAAGUACGAAUGUUCUCUUGUUACACGAUUUUGGUUAACAGACACGCUCAAUGACAUAGAAUCCAUGGCCCUUCAGCCAUAGAUUGAAAAACUGAUGUCAACAUUUUUGUUGAAUCAAAACUUUGCUUGUCAGAUAGAGAUGAUGCAUAUCAGCUUCGUAAAUUUAUGCAUAACAGAAAUGACUUUAGUUAGUCUAACGUAAGAACUUGCUAUAGAACAGCUGUGUACAUUAAGAAUGAUUUGAAUAAUUUGUACUAAAAUUCCAUGACAGUAAUUUCCAAAUUGAAUAAUUUGGAAAUUACAGUUAUGGUUUUAAGCUAACCAAUUCCAAAUAUUCAUGUCAUUUGACAUUGGCAUCUAUUGUUCAAAAACUAAAGUAACAAUUUCAUUUGAUUCAGAGUAACGCUCAGGAUCUGUUUGCCAUCUGUUCGACGAAUUUUUGCGGUGAAGUUGUACUAUUGUGCAUAUGCAAAUAACCCAGAUGAAUGCUGCAGUAACAACUACAAUAUAAUAUGCAAGUGACAGUAAGAAAUGUGGAUGAGUGUAACUCAAACCCAAGGCCAUGUCAACAUAACUGCCACAACACAGUUGGUAGUUAUACCUGCAGCUGUUAUUCCUGCUACUAUAAAAUUGGAGCGAAGUGUGAAUUAAGGCAAUGCCGAAUAAAUGGAAACUGUUAUCGAUACAAUACAAUCAAUCCAUGGAAUCGUUGUCAGAAAUGCCACUACAAUAACAAGACGUCAUGGACAAAUGACAAUGCCCUACCAUGCAAUGAUGGUAAAGCCUGCACCAGAAAUGACCACUGCUCUAAUGGAAGAUGCACUGGUACUCCAUUCACCUGCCUAUCAUGUGAAGAGUGUUACAAUGAUGCAUGUCUUGUUAAACCGGGAUAUUGUACAAUCAUUGUGGGAGGGGUGAAAACAUGCUUUCGUUAUGGGAACCUGAGGCCAGGAUAUCCAUGCCAGCAAUGUGACAGCAAUUACAAACAGCAGUGGACUAACAACAACAACCUACAAUGCAGUGACAACAACUUGAGGACCAAAAGUGAUCGAUGUUUGAAUGGAGCAUGUGUAGGAACACCCUAUAACUGUCUUUCAUGUGAAAGACAUGAUGGCAGUGGCUGUCCAAUCCAAUCUGGAUACUGCAUUAUACAGCAUGGUGGUCAAAGAACAUGCUUUGCUAAAUAUCAGUAUAAACCUGGAAAUCCAUGCCAGUGGUGUGAUCCAGGAAACAGCAUCAGUACAUGGUCAAAUCGUGACGGUGUUGCUUGUGAUGACAAUGAUAAGUGCACACGUAAAGACACCUGUCGCAAUGGCCAGUGUACUGCCACUCCUUUCACUUGUAACUCUGUGUGUCAGUACUGUAAUGGCAACAGCUGCAGUCUGAAAACCGGAUUUGGAUUGCUGAACAACAAAUGCAUGUGCAAGAUAGCAGGUCAGGACUAUGGUCAUCAGACCCUAAAUCCUUCAAACAAGUGUCAAUGGUGCGACUUGUAUGAUGCAACAGCCCGUGCUAACAGUGCCUGGUCCAAUCGUCCCACAGUCCCAUGUGACGAUACAAACAAAUGCACUAAACAGGACACCUGCAAAGCUGGCAGAUGUUCAGGGGUGGGAUAUUCUUGUCAAUCGUCUUUCCCUUCAUCAAGUUGUAUCAGGACUUCUAAGUGUGUUGGUGAUGGAACUUGCACUUUUAUUAUGAGGCCAAAAGGGACUAUAUGUCGAUCUGCUGUUGACGUCUGUGAUCAGCCAGAGAGGUGCAAUGGUAUUCUUGGAACUUGCCCUGGAGCAGUGACAGAUAGUAUUGUUUUGAAGACUGGCAACUUGCAAAUGAUGGACUCCAAGUUCAAGUCGCCUAGCACCUACCAGUAUAUCUCAAGCAGAUUAUUUUUAAAGAUAUCUGGAUUUUCAGUAUCAUGUGGCCAAAUUAAUCUAAGAUGGUCCAUUCUGCAAGGAAGUUCUCCUUGCUCUUUUAAUUCACCGGUCAGUGGUACUCUGCCAAACACCAAUGUAUACCAGACCAUAACUGGGCUAAAGCUUCAGGAUAAUACAACCUACAAAGUCUCCCUAAAAGCGUCUGACCUGAGAGACAAAAUACAUCAACUCGUUUGUAGCGGUAUAAUAAUCGUGGAUACGUCAAAGCCACAAGGUGGGUGGAUACGUGAUGGGCCUGGAUCCGACCUGAGUUACCAAGCCUCCACGUUGUUGCAGGUGAACUGGGGUGGAGUGAAAACAAGACAUGGGGUUGGAAAGUACGAGUGGAAGGUGAUUCUCAAGUCAUUUAAAAGCAAUAAUACCAGCGAGUUAAUGCCUUUUACCAACGUAAAUUUAAGCUCUAACGCAAGGAAAAAAUUCAGCAACUUGGCAGAUGGUUCAGAAGUGAAAUUUGUUGUUCGAGCUUUCACAAAAGCGGGCCUGUUUUCUGACCUCUUAAGUGAUGGAGUUGUCAUUGAUACCUCACCACCAGUAGCUUGCAAGAUAUACGAUGGGAAUCAACUUGGCGCAGACGUGAAAUAUGCCAAAUGGACCAGUACGUUCAGUGCAAACUGGGACCGUUUCACUGAUGCACAUUCUCCCAUUUCACGAUACACUUGGGCGGUACAGCGGCAAGGUGCCGGACUCAUUACUUCAUUUAAGAACACAGCACUAAACCGCUCUCCUACAGUAACUAACCUAAACCUAGUUUCUAAAGAAAGCUACUGCGCAGUCGUCAGAGGUUAUAACGAAGCUGGACUCUACAAUCAAGUAAGUUCAGACUGUGUGCUAAUAGAUCAUGAUGCUCCACAAGCUGGCUCCGUUAACGAUGGACAUUUCAGUGAUGUAGACUUCCAAUCAGAAGACACCAUGAUAGCAACGAACUGGAAUGGAUUCACAGACGGGAACAAAGGAAGUGGAAUCGUAGAAUACAAGUACAAGAUAUCAGACAACGGUGGAAAUAUAAUUGUUCUUUGGACAUCAGCGGGAAAUGCAACGAACAUUACACAUAACGGGUUGACUUUGAAGAAUGGCACAAAGUAUUUUGUCACUGUUAGAGCGGUUGAUGCAGUUGGUCUAAGCACUGACGUCACCACUGACGGCAUUACCGUGGAUACGACCCACCCAGUGUUUACAGGAAAAGUUAUAGUAACAGGAGAAAGCGACUUCAUAAAUGGAACACCUUGUGUCUACAUACCAAGUGUAUCGUCAGUAACGGUGCAGUGGGUUGGUUUCUCCGAUGCACACAGCGGACUUGUACGAUAUGACUGGGCUAUCAUCCCUUCAGACACGUCUCCAUCAAACUCUGACUUCAGUGCUGUACAAGGUUCUAAUCUGCCAACAUCCGCGACAUUCAGUAAUCUCGCGCUAACUCAAGGCAAAGGUUACCACAUCAUUAUAAGAGCCUACAAUGGUGCUAAAUUGUGGAAAGACGCUUAUUCAGUCCUCGUUAUACCUGAUUCCACUCCUCCUUCACCAGGAAACGUAUUUGAUGGACCAAUGUCCGAAGUAGACAUCGACUAUCAGGCAAACGUCAAAGAAGUUUAUGGUUCUUGGACCAAGUUCCCGGAGCCACACAUUGAAGUUAAGCAGUACUAUUAUGCUGUAGGAAGCUGCAUAAACGGAAACUAUCAUGUAACCGGAAAUAGAUUCGUUCGACUUGAUCCUCCAAAAGCAACUUCGUUUAUGUUAGCAAACGUUACACUGGUUAACGGCCAGCGUUACUGCAUUAAGAUCAAGGCUGAAAACAAGGCUGGGCUGAUUAGUUCUGAAGUGUCUUCGGAUGGCUUCGUCGUGGACGUGACAUUUCCGAAUGUACACCUGGCUCAAGUGCGUGAUGGAAACAAAGGUAUUGAUCUCGAUUAUCAAGCCAAUACCACAGCACUGUCAGCAGCAUGGGAUGGUUUCGUGGACCCCGAGUCUGGAAUCCAGUAUUAUGAAUAUGGAGUGAGCCGAAGUCGUGGUGGUACACCAAAUGUCUCUCCAUUUCAAAGCGCUUUUCUGAACACUUCAGUUACUGUGAGUGCCCUAUUAUUGUCUGAUGAUGUGUAUUACUUCAUAGUCUGUGCUGUGAACAAUGCCGAACUUCGAAAAUGCAAAAGUUCUGAUGGUGUUCUCAUUGACCUGACUCUCCCAAGUCAUGGUGUGGUGCAUGAUGGGAUUAUCGAACCAGAUAGAAAGUACCAGUCUUCCCUGUCAAGCAUGGCUGCAAACUGGGAAGGAAUAUGGGACUUAGAUAGUGGUGUUGAGAAAUUCGAUUGGAGUAUUGGAACAAGUGAGCAUGAGAAAACCAGUAUUCAAGGGUACACUGACGCUGGUCUUUCAACACAUGUCAGAAGUCAAAGAGUUCUCCGUUUAGUAAGUGGGACAAAGUACUAUGUGCAUUUGAAAGUGACAAACCAGGCUGGAUCAGUCAGGGAACUCGUUUCAGAUGGCGUUAUAGCGGAUGGAACUCCACCAAUACCAAACACAAUCCGUCCUGGAUUUGGGUUCCAAAGUGAUUGGAAAUACAGCGAGCAAGAGGAUGUUUUCUACUCCGCUACUGCAUCAAGUAUUGCAGUUUACUGGAAAAGAUUCUCCGAACCUGAGAGUGAAGUUUGGUACUACAAGUGGGCCAUAGGUACAAGCAAAUGUGGCACUCAAGUUCAAUCACUCGUUAACAUCGGCCAAGUUAAUUAUGCUAACACAACAAUGACAGACUUGGUCUUCAGAUCAGGAGUGAAAUAUUACGUCACUGUGAUUUCCAGGAACAAAGCUGGUCUCGUGUCACAAGCAUGCUCUGAUGCACUUGUCUUUGACAGCACCCCACCAAUUCCAGGAAACGUUUAUGUUGGGCAACCAUCAAGCAGGAAUGGUGAGAAGACCUUUAUCAGUAACAACGAUGUGACUAUUUUGUGGAAAGAAUUCGAAGAUCAAGAAAGUGGAGUACGAAGAUGCAAUAUUUCAGUCCUUGACCAAACUGGAAAUAUUGUCUUCUCUACGAUGAGAAAUACGUCAUCAGGCAAUAUGACAUUGCCUGGCAACAUUAACUUAACUCAUGGCGAAUACAAUGCCAGCGUAGAAUGCAUGAACAAUGCAGACCAUGUAUCGUCAUCGUCUUUAGUAUUUGUUAUCGAUAACACCCCCCCCAUCGAGACUGGUCCUAUUAUAGCAGGUGUGUCACGUGAUCACUCUUUCCAAUACCAGUCAGAUACAAGUUCAGUUACUGUAUCAUGGCCUUCAUUUAUAGACCUUGAAAGUGGCAUAGAGAAGUAUUAUUUUUCCAUUGGCACCAAGCCUUACCAAGACGACGUGGUAAGUUUUGAAGACGUAGACUUGGCCACUCGAAUAACCAAGAUGGACCUCGGUCUUUUCCAUGGGGCUACGUACUUCAUCACAGUUAAAGCAACAAACCUGGCUGGAUUAAGCGCCAAAAUUUCGUCACUUGGUCUCAUGAUAGACACGACUUCGCCUCUUGCUGUGAACGAUGAUAUCCAAGACGGUUCAGGUGACAAAGAUGCUGAUUAUUUCUCCCCUGGUGAGGGAUUAUCGGCACAUUGGGAAACGAUUAAAGAUCCCGAAAGUGGCAUCAUUCAGAGCGAGUAUUGCUUGGGGACUAAACCUCGAGGCUGUCAGAUUAAGCCAAUGACAAACAUUGGAACCAACAAAUCCUUUAUGUGCCCAAAAUGUAUCACACACGAGGAAGAGAGGGUAUUCGUAACAGUGCGUGUGACUAAUGGCGCUGGUCUGUCUCGAACACUUACCUCUGAUGGAAUGCUGCUGGAUGCCAGCCCUCCAGUAAUGGGAGAGGUUAUUGAUGGAAGUCACGUAACUGGAUGUGACUACAAUGUUGUGUUGGAGGAUUGGAAUGUUGCUAUGUCUUGGUUUGGUGUAGAGGAUGGCGAAAGUGGCGUUCGUUCAUGCAGGUGGACCAUUGAAAACGCCGAUGGAAUCGCUUUGUUUGAAAAGAAGAUAACCAAGGUUUCUAUUUAUGAGAAGAGAAAGGUUUUUUCAGACAACCAAACAUACAGAAAUCUGCAGCUCAUUAGAAACGUGACUUACCAUAAUGUGUUGAGUUGCUUGAAUAAAGCAGGGUUGCAAGCUACUGUGCGGUCUAAUGGUUUCCAGGUAGAAUCUGUUUGGCCUAUUCCAGCUCCUGUUCGAGAUGGCGCGGUACCAGAGAUAGAUCUUGUUUAUCUAACCAAUACCAAAACAGUUGGGGCCAACUGGGAUGCUUUUUAUGCGGAUAGCAAGGAUCCUGUUGUCGACUAUGAGAUGGCUAUCGGGACGGUUACAGGCAAAGAAGAUGUUCUUCACUUCACAAGUGUUGGCCUGACGAGGACUGUUAAAAAGGACUUGGCCCCAAAUAUUCCAGAUCUUGAUGUUUUAGAGGCUGGUAAAAUGUAUUACGUAACCAUUAAAGCUAAGACCUUAUGUAGUCUAAGUUCCACACAACAUUCGGAUGGAUUCAUAGUAGAUCCUAGCCCACCAGUGAAGGCAGAAUUUUUGGUGUCACAUAGAGUGGUCGAUCAAGGUAUGCAAACUAUUGAAAUAAGUGUCUCCUGGAAUGGCGUUAAAGACGACGAAAGUGGCGUAAGCAGCAAUGGAUAUUGCCUUGGAACAACUCCUCGCACUUGUAGGAGUGGCUUUGUGUUGGCAAGUGCCUCUACCUCUGGAACUAUUGGCCCUUUCAGACCUGAUCCACGGGCGGAAUAUUUCGUUACGGUUAUUGUUGUAAAUGGGGCUGGUCUGAAAACAGUCAUGUCAUCAAAGGAGCUAGUUUUUGACACCACACCCCCAUCUACAGGUAGUGUGAAUGAUGGCGCUGGCCAUGACAUCGAUUUUGUGAAUUCUACGAAUUUCUUGUCUAUCCAUUGGGGAGGAAUUGAGGAUGAAGAGUCCGGGGUUGCUUCCUGUUCAUUGGCACUGAUCGAGCAGUCAGCUUCACAUGACAGAACCGUAUUUGGAAAUGAUUCUGUUGUGUUGACAACAGCCGUGGAACGCGAAGGGAACCUCACUCAAGCAAAUCUUAGUCUUGCCCCAGGCGCUCGCUACAUCAGUGAAAUCACGUGCUCCAAUGGUGAUGGCUUCAGUAGCACUUCUUCCUCUGAUGGUGUCAUUGUAGAUAUCAGUCCACCUAAUGCUGGUGUGGUUCAGGAUGGAUCAUCUCUGCUAGCUGACGUUGAUUAUCAGUCGUCAACAUCUGUGGUAGAAGCAGUAUGGAAUCCCUUUGAAGACCUAGAAAGUGGAAUCGUGGAAUAUCGCUGGGGCCUAGGAACCACUCCUGAUGACACGGACGCUAUGAAUUUUACGGCUGUAGGAAGGAUAACAUCGGGGAAGGCAGAAAACUUGCUACUAACCCAUGACGUGCGGUAUUACGUCACUGUUGAGGCCGCAAAUGGCGCUGGGAUGACAACACGUGGUUGGUCUAGUGGUUUCGUAGUCGAUAUCACUCCCCCUGAAUUAACCGAGGUCGCGGCUGGUUCAAAACUUUGGAUUGGCCCGACAGACUUACUGCAUUCCUCGUGGAAGUCACAAGACCUCGAAAGCGGGAUAUCCAAAACAGAAUUUUGCGUUGGAACUUUGCCUGUCGGAUGCCAGAUUAAAUCCAUGAGCGAAAUACUCCCAAACGCAACGGACGUGAAAUGUAGUGACUGCCGUUUGAGUCAUUAUGGGACGUAUUACCUUAGUAUAAGAGUAACAAAUGGUGCUGGCCUUUUUACAGUGAUCGCGACAAACGGGACCAAAGUCGAUCUGACGGCUCCUUUCCUCGGUGAUGUUGUUCCGCAGUUCACCGUCACGUCAUGCAUCACCAAUUGUACCCUGGCUUCAAAUAUCACAGGCGUCCAGGAUCAUGAAAGCGGUGUCGGUGUGUGCAGCUAUGCCAUAAGAAACAGUACUGACUUUGUUACCGACUUUGUAGAUAAUGGCUUGAGCACGACUGUGGAGGCCUCAGGACUACAGUUGCUGCCUGGACAAAGCUAUUACACCGUGGUGAGAUGCAAAAACAAUGUUGGGCUCAGCACGGAGAGCGUGUCUUCUCCAGUCAUUGUUGACAAUACACCACCUUCGAAGGGCUCGGUAAUUGUGAGUGAAGACCGUACGCAUGACGUCUUUGGCAUACAUUCCAGCUGCCACCUCUUCAACAAAACCCUAAGGGCUCACUGGCAUGGUUUUCACGACGAAGAAUCCGAGAUAAGCGGCUUUCGUGUUGCAGUUGGAAAACAACCGAACGUGACCGACGUCUUGCUCUUCCAAGAAGUUGGCUUGGUGACAAACGUUAGUCUGUCUUUCACCAACAUCAGCACGUUGUUUGAUGGUGACAUCGUUUACGUGACCGUUCAAUCACGCAACGGCGUAGGCCUGGUCACUCAAAGUUCGUCACCUCCUACAAGGUUGAUUGCAGCUGACAGUGAGGAGUAUAUGAGAGAAGGAGAUUUUUACUGUCUGAAUUUUUAAGUUAAAAGGCUGUUGAUAAGCGCAAACUGGUACAAAAAUUAUGCUUAAUUUGCUGCUCGAGUCAUUUGAACAGGGCUGUGUUCUAGAAGCGUCCGGGUGCCACAGGCGACUAAUUUUUGACUUUGGGCGACUGGAAAGUCUCGCUUUUUUUUUUUUUUCAUAUAAGCUUAAGUGCUGGGCACCCAGGAUUUCAUAAUUAGGACUGAACUUUUGGCUCCUCGAAAUUUCUCGUAGACCACAGCCUUGUUUGAACCUUGAUUGUCUCGGCAUCUUCCUUCGGCGACAUUAUAUAUUUCUUAACAAGUGGAAGCAAUAGGCCAUUUCCGAGUUGCUUUUUGAUUUGCGCAAAACCAUUCAUAUAACAAUUUUUUCCGCGUACAGGUUCAUUCUCAUACCAAUGGAACUCAUUUUCAUGUGAGAGGUUUUUGCACGAGGACUCAUUUUGAAACAGAGGCACAAGGUAACUCGGAAAUGGCGUAUUGUUGAGUCUUUAAUGCAUGCAAUACAUGUGAUUACCUGAUUGACAGCAUUGCUUAAGAACCCCUUCGUUUUAAAAAAGCAUAAUAUGCUUUUUAUAAUUAUGUAAAUGAUACAUAGCUAACUUUCAGGAGAAAGUAGAACCAGUACCACAUUCAAGUGACCCUUUGAGAUCAUCUCAGUUCUUGUAUUUAGGUCCUUGGUAUAGAAUUGAAUAUAUUGCCGUAAUGAUUCGAUUUAGCUUAAGGGAUAGCUCUUAUUGGAGAGGGGUCACUUAUUAGGGAGGGGCGCUUAUUUCUUUUUUAAGUGUAAACUUCAGAAUGACAUAAAGCAUUUCAACCUAAAAACAACUGGUUAUUUGACUAAAGAACAGUGCAUAGUUUUAACACCAUUCGUGUGUUGGAUAUGGUCAGACUAGGCAAAUCACCCCUCUUAUCAGUCUAUGCUGUGUCAAUGUCGGGAGUGCCAUUUUCGUAAUGGGUGGGGCUUAUUGGAGCAGGGGUAUUUAUUGACAAUAGGGUGGUGCUUUCAUUAACAAGGGAACGGUUAAUGGACCCGGGACGGCUGAUUCGAAUAUAGUUGCAUGUUUGCAGAGUCAACCAAUUUAUACGGUUUCGUUACGGCCACCCUGACUUCCCAACUCUUAAAGAGCUCUCUCUCCUAGUUCCUAACAGAUUCUUAGAUUAUCGUUUUAAGCUACCUUUCCUAAGCUUUUAGCCUGCGUAGUUCUUGGUUUUUAGCUUGUCAAACACCUAUAUUAUGAGCCUCUGGCUCGGAGACUGGGACACCACUCCCUGUGUAUUUGACGUCGAAUAACGGAGGAGUUGUAAGCUGUUUACAUUCUUUGGUGAAAGUUAUUCCGUCCUUCGGAUUUUGGAUAGCUCUAAAUGACAGCAUAAUGUAGGUUUUUGUAAUUAAUAAAUGUGAUUGUCCAUAAAUAGAAAGAGUGCGAUAUACCAGAGGUGAAUUAAAUUGCAGUUGACAUCCUGAA